AUGACAAACAACCUCCCCUUCCAAGUCAAGGACCAGAGGAAGCGGUUUGACAUCAUCGACCUUGGCAGCAACCGCACCUUUAAUUCGUGCCCAGAAAAUGCAUCUGAAGACUUUGAAGUGGCUAUCACCUCAUCGUAUGACGCUUCCAAGGAAGUUCGCCUCCUAAACCCACGCAAAUGCGCCGAGCUGCUUCUGGACUGGCUUCGCCUGAUUGAGCAGGCCUAG
Molecule: messenger RNA, 225 nt
Organism: Fusarium sp. VM40
Lineage: Eukaryota; Fungi; Ascomycota; Sordariomycetes; Hypocreales; Nectriaceae
Source: the annotation of a GenBank genome assembly